Messenger RNA from Nerophis lumbriciformis (worm pipefish), 510 nucleotides. NCBI's taxonomy places the organism in Eukaryota, Metazoa, Chordata, Actinopteri, Syngnathiformes, Syngnathidae. The record is from RefSeq and is a predicted model, not a curated record.
AUGUCCGGUGAGCUGCGAGCAGAAUUGGAGAAACAUUUGGAGGCUUUAAAUAUCCAGACGAGCUGUGUGGAUCAUCCUCCGGUUUUCACGGUGGAAGAGAUGAUGCCUCACCUUCAGGAUGUGAGCGGUGCCGUCACAAAGAACCUCUUCCUGAAAGACAAGAAGAAGAAAACGCUGUGGUUGGUUUCGGUGCGUCACGAUCGCCAGGUGAACCUGAACGAGCUGGCCAAGAAGCUCUCUUUGGGCAGUGGGAACCUUCGCUUUGCAGACGAAGCCACCAUGUUGGACAAACUCAAGGUGGGUCAGGGGUGUGCCACGGCUUUGGCAUUGCUUUUCGACAAGGAACACGCGGUCACGGCGGUUCUGGACCGAGACCUGCUGGAAGGAGGACACAGCCUGAUCUACUUCCACCCCAUGACCAACGCCGCCACUGUGGGGAUGACGCCCCAAGACCUCUUACGCUUCCUCAAGGACAUUGGACACGAACCAGUCUUGGAGAAUUUUGAGUAG